Messenger RNA from Perkinsus marinus ATCC 50983, 1423 nucleotides. RefSeq names its product Intracellular alkaline protease, putative. The record is from RefSeq and is a predicted model, not a curated record. Gene Ontology annotation, biological process: proteolysis. The transcript has a single exon. NCBI's taxonomy places the organism in Eukaryota, Perkinsozoa, Perkinsida, Perkinsidae. Gene Ontology annotation, molecular function: serine-type endopeptidase activity. The coding region runs from base 23 to 1423 and encodes 466 amino acids.
AGGAGUUAUCUUUCAUACUAUCAUGUUAGUACGCUCGGCAUUCUUAUCGACACUACUCGUAUACGUCAUGGCCUCCGGUAGAGCUGCCACCAACCGUACGCUGGUCACGAUAUCUUAUCGUGGGGCCCGACUCGACAUCCGUCAUGUACCGAAUAUGAUGGCACAGGCCAUCGCUGGUUCCGGUGGAGAGACAUACACCCUCAGUCAAGACGACCGUGAGUGUGAGCGAUGCUUCGCAAAAGAUGGCAUGGUGUAUGACUUGAAGGCGAUAGGGAUACAGAUUGUAGAGUCUCAGUGCUCAGUUGGUCACAGUCAAAUUCUGAACUACUUGAGGAAAGCCGAAGAUAUGCUAGGUAUUGAAUUUCAGUGUGAGCCCGACUCCGAGGUAAGUCUUAUCCCGUACCCCCCGUCGCAUACAACCCAAGGAUCUGCUACUUGUACUGGCGGCAAUCCGGUUCUCGGCACCAACGACCCCGGCUCUUCCUGCCAGCGUAAUCUCGAGGUCAUCCACAUCGGUGCGGCCUGGCGAGCAGCUCGCUCGGCUGGACGUGAGCUGAAGGAUGUCGUCCUAGCCAUCAGUGACAGCGGUGUUGACAUGACCCAUCCUGAUUUGGUCAAUCAAUUCUGGAGGAACCCAGCUGACAACUCUAUCGGUUACAACUUCGUAACGAACACUACGGAUGUUACUGAUAACUAUGGCCAUGGUACUCAUUGUGCUGGUAUCGCGGCCGCUCAGACCAAUAAUAGCAUCGGCAUUGCAGGUGUGGCGAAUAUUGAUGGGUCGGUGCCUCAUGUGAAGCUGAUGAUAUUAAAGUUCCUUGAUGGUUUUGGAUAUGGCACUAUUAGUAACGAAAUGAGGGCCCUCAACUUCGCAGUUGAGAAUGGGGCUACAGUGUCCUCCCAUUCGUAUGUCGGUGCUUACACAAAUUCAGUUGAAAGAACUGGUUUCAAGAACGCUGCUGCUGCUGGGCAUGUUGCGGUUACCGCUGCCGGUAAUACAGGAGCCAGCCUGGACAAUGCGCCAUAUUAUCCUUGCUCCUACGCGGAAGACUUCACACCUAUGCUCUGCGUCGCUGCCAGUACCUCUGACCCAACCAAGACCGUCUCUAUGGCUGACUUUUCGAAUGCUGGCUCGGUUACGAAGAUCGCCGCUCCCGGUGUUGAUAUCUACUCGACGAUGCGAUUUGAAUCAUAUGGUUAUAUGAGUGGUACAUCGAUGUCGACUCCUACGGUUGCCGGUGCCGCGGCUUUACUGGCUACUUUGGGUCUCAAAGGCCAGAGUAUAACGGACACUAUCAUCAAUUCUAGGACAGCUGGUAUACCCAAUAAGUUCAAUCUGCCUGAUAUAGGAGAAGUGGACGCUCUCAAGGCUGUUCAAGAGGCUCUUAAACAAGUUUCCAGCCGCUCCUUCCGAGGUGAAUAA